Molecule: messenger RNA, 519 nt
Organism: Symbiodinium sp. CCMP2592
Lineage: Eukaryota; Dinophyceae; Suessiales; Symbiodiniaceae
Source: the annotation of a GenBank genome assembly
AUGGGUGGUACCUACGAGGCUCGCCCAGAGCAUGAUGGCUAUUCGGCAAGCUUUACCCUGUCAGAGCUCCAGCAUCACGUCAAGGACGAUGACCUCCUGCUGGCAGUGUGGGGGCGCGUCUUCGAUGUCUCCAGUGGGAAGGAGUUCUACGGUGAAGGUCAGGGAUAUCGACUCUUUGCAGGACACGACUGCACUCGAGCCUUCGCGUUGACGAGACGCCAGGUGGACAUGUUGGACCAGGGUCUGGAUGACCUCAGUGACAAGCAGCUGCGGCAUUUGAACCGGACAUACUGGGAGACCUACGUGGCCAAGUAUCCGGUGGUGGGCCGUCUUUUGGACCCACCUUACGAUCCCAAGGACUACGAUAACUUUGCUGGACCCUACAGUGCCAUCCGCCGUACGAGGCCGAGCCUUGGUGAAGAGAGGCCGCGGGAAUCCAGGUGUCCGGUCACAAGGGCUGCCAAGGCCGUGGGGAGCGCCAUUGCCAAUCUUCUUCCGAGGCAGCUCUUGCCAAGGUGA